AUGACGGCGACACGGCCACCUCGCUUUGUAUAUGUCUACCUGCAUGGACUGUUCAGCGGACCGCACUCGCACAAGGCCCUGGCGCUCGGCGAGUAUUUCCGUCAGCAGCCGUGGCGCGGGCAAGCCGCCGGGACCCAUCUGCACAUACCCAGUCUGAACCAUGCCGACGCCACGCCGAUGAACGUCACAGAGGCGUUGCACGCUCUGCACGGCUUCUACAUGGGACAGAACACAAAGCUGCCGACUCCGGCUUCGCAUCAGACCGGUCACAGUGGAGCGGAGCGCGUAACCAAUGUGAAGCUGCGUAUUGUCGGCUCAAGUUAUGGUGGCUAUCUGGCGGCGCGGUUUGCACAAGUCCACGGCGGCUGUGUAGAUAGUUUAAUCCUUCUCUGUCCGGCCUUUAAGCUGCAUGUCCGCCUGCGUCAGAUGAUCAGAGACAAGGAUUGGGAGUUGUUGGAACAGAAUCAGUACAGAAUGCCGACGAGAACACGACCCGUGGGAGCCGCGGCCAGUGCAAGCGGAUGGUACUCGGCAGUGCUGCCGCGUUCGUUCAUCGAGGACUUUGAACAGCAGCCGGUCUUCCCCGUCCCUGCCUGUACUACUUACAUCAUACACGGCUCGCGUGAUGAUGUCAUCCUACCCAGGUGGGUAAUGCAGUACGCAGACGAACACAAGAAGAGAUUCGGUUUGCUCGACGGCGACAAUGCUGGCCAUUCGCGGCAAAGAUUUCAACUGGAGAUGGUGGAUGAUGUGCAUGAUCUGACGGCAGCAUCAACACUGGACAAGAUACGCUCAGUGAUCUCUGACGUGUGGGCAGGUUAA
This is a messenger RNA of Sycon ciliatum, 822 nucleotides long. RefSeq lists its product as uncharacterized. Bases 1 to 822 code for a protein of 273 amino acids. NCBI's taxonomy places the organism in Eukaryota, Metazoa, Porifera, Calcarea, Leucosolenida, Sycettidae. The record is from RefSeq and is a predicted model, not a curated record. The transcript has a single exon.